This is a messenger RNA of Vespa mandarinia (Asian giant hornet), 2075 nucleotides long. It is a transcript of the gene aurB, whose product is annotated as aurora kinase B. The record is from RefSeq and is a predicted model, not a curated record. Gene Ontology annotation, molecular function: ATP binding; protein kinase activity. Lineage: Eukaryota; Metazoa; Arthropoda; Insecta; Hymenoptera; Vespidae. Gene Ontology annotation, biological process: protein phosphorylation.
UGAAAUAUCAGUUAUAGAGGGACGUUUCGUCGGUGGUAAGAAGUCGCGUCCUUUUCUCUUUUUCGAGUUUUAUCAAGUUUCUUUUUUUUUUGUCGAAGUGAAUCAAGUUUCUCCAUUAUUUCUUUUAAGGAGAUUUUUAAAGAUCUACGUUAGAAAAUAUAGAUCGUUCCAUUACAUUGUGUCCUCAGAGUUAGCCAGUUAAUAAAUAUUGCUUGACGGUACUGCUUGCACGUUUUGCUUUUAUUUCAGAAAAUCGAGCAAUAAAAGUGAACGAUAAGAUGGCCUUGAUGCUCCAAAAUUUAAAAUUAUCUUCAAACAUUCCUCCAGAAUAUAUGGAAAUGGCGCAAAACACAUUGUAUAAAAUGCAAGAGCAUAUUGAAGGGCGCGAUCAUAAAUAUCAAUGGAGCUUGAAUGAUUUUGAAAUUGGGGCUCCUCUAGGACGUGGAAAGUUUGGCCGAGUCUAUCUUGCUAGAGAAAAGACUACUCGUUAUAUGAUUGCCUUAAAAACUCUUUACAAAAUAGAAUUAAUAAAGGGUCGCGUUGAGAAACAAGUUAUGCGGGAAAUUGAGAUACAGUCGCAUUUACGGCAUCCCCACAUUCUUCAAUUGCUAACUUAUUUCCAUGACCACAAACGAAUUUACUUGGUAUUAGAAUUUGCUGCAAGAGGAGAACUUUAUAAAGAGCUAAAGCGUCAACCCGGAGAAAGAUUUAACGAACAUCUCUCGGCCAAGUAUACGUAUCAAGUAGCCGAUGCUCUGGAAUAUUGCCAUAAAAAUAAUGUAAUCCAUAGGGAUAUAAAACCAGAAAAUUUAUUGCUUACGUAUAACGGUGACGUAAAGUUAGCAGAUUUUGGAUGGUCGGUUCAUGCACCUUCGUCAAAACGAAGUACAUUAUGUGGAACAUUGGAUUAUUUACCUCCGGAAAUGGUGACUGGUCAAACGUACGAUAUAUAUGUCGAUCAUUGGUGCCUCGGGAUACUUUGUUAUGAGUUUCUAGUCGGCAGACCACCGUUCCUCAGCGAUUCUCAACAAGAAACUUACGUUAAAAUAAAGACUUUAAAUAUACAAUGGCCAGAACAAAUAACGCCCGGUGCCAAAGAUCUUAUUUCAAAGCUAAUCAAAAGGAAAGGUUCUGAGAGAAUAUCACUGGCAGCUGUAAAGAAACAUUUUUGGAUACAAGAACAUAAGGAUAAUCCAUAAUGAUAUUUUACAAACAUUGUCUCAUAUGCGAUGUAACGCGCGAUAAAAAUUUAUAAGUCCUCUCCAUAAGAUGGACAGAAGGAGGAUUAAAUUCUACAAUCUUUUAUGGCCAAUUUAAAUUGAUGCCUGUAACAUCUAAUGCUACAAUGUCUACUUCCGUUUUCAAAAGAUCACAUAAACUUGGCUUUGUUCGUCCAAAAUCUCCAUGAACGAAUUCUUUGACAUAAGUACCUGCUUGGGUUUUUACAUCCAAUACAAAAAAAGUGUUAUCGUCUAUGGGUGCGUUCGGUAAUUCUUGCGGUUUCGCCCAACGAGCACGCAUGUCGUAUAUGAAACGUACACGGGGAGUCAAUGGACGUCUGUGAAGGACUCUGAUCGGUGUUUUUUGAAUUAUUUUUACGUUUUUUAAUUUAUUUAAAGCUUCAAGGCUUGAUUCGUCUUGUGGUGCUCUGCGACAUACGCAAAGUGCUCGAUAAAAUUUUGUUUUAACAUUUUCACCUUCUUUUAAUUUUUUUAAAUCGUCCCUAGAAACAGAUCGUACAAAAUGUGCAAGAGUAUAGGAUACACGUAUAUACCCAAUUAUCGAGAUACUCACCUCGUUAGUAAUUUCAAAUUACUCGUUACUUUAACUUGCGUAGAACUAUCAUUGAUGAUGGUAACCAAGUUCGAUAAAAGUUCAGAAGUUAUCUUUGUUAUUCGAGGAUUUAUUAAUUCAACUGCAAACGGUCUGCCAGAAUGUAUGUUUCUUACAUCAACGUCUUCUCUUCCAGAAGAUAAAAAUUUGAUUGCUAUGAAAACGGAUAACGUGCAUAAAUAUAUAUAUAUAUAUAUACGUGGUGCGUUAGAUAAAGCGCAUAAUCGUAUAUGACAAUAUUU